GACAAAUUCGCGGGACGAGUUGGCGGCGGGAUCGCGGAGGAAGGCGGAGGGCGCGAUGGCUCCGUCACCGACCAAGCGCAAAGAACACGGGCAAGAGAAGUCCAAAGACAGGACGAAGGAGAAGUCCAGCGUCAAGGAGUCGAGUGAGAAGGAUCGGGGGCGCGACAAGAGCCGUAAGAGGAGGAGCGCCUCAACGGGGAGCAGCAGUACCAGUUCCAGCUCCAGUUCGGGAUCCAGUUCUACCUCUGCCUCCAGCAGUGGAUCGAGCUCCUCAUCUGCCUCCAGUCGUUCCGGAAGUUCCAGCAGUUCCCGUAGUUCUAGUUCCAGCAGUUCCUCGGGAUCUCCAAGUCCCUCCCGGCGCCGGCACACCAACAGGAGGCGCACGCGGUCAAAAUCGAAAUCUCCAAAGCGGGACGACAAGGAGAGGAAGAAGCGAAGUCCGACCCCCCGACCCACCAAAGUGCACAUCGGCAGGUUGACCAGGAAUGUGACCAAGGAGCACAUCAUGGAGAUCUUCUCCACCUACGGGAAAAUCAAACUGAUCGACAUGCCGCUGGACCGCCUGCACCCUCACCUGUCCAAGGGCUACGCCUACGUGGAGUUUGAGAAUCCGGACGACACAGAGAAGGCGCUAAAGCACAUGGAUGGAGGUCAGAUCGACGGGCAGGAAGUUACCGCCACUGCGGUGUUGGCUCCGCGGCCCAGACCGUUGCCACGGCGAAUCACCCCACCGCGGAGGAUGCCGCCGCCCCCUCCCAUGUGGCGCAGAACCCCCCCGCGGAUGAGGAGGAGGUCCCGGUCACCCCGCAGGCGCUCUCCUGUCCGCAGGCGAUCCCGCUCGCGGUCUCCGGGGAGACGGCGCCACCGCAGCAGAUCCAGCUCCAACUCCUCGCGAUAAGGACCGAGACCUCGGGGGGCGGGGGGGGGGGGGCGUCCCGCGCUCCCCCCACACAGCUACGGACAUUCAGAGUAUAUCAAAACUUUAGCAAACUUUCCCCAUCCCUUAUUCUGUUCAGGUUGUGUUUUACUUCAGUUGUAAGUGGGGGGAGGGGGGAGGGGAGGGGCAGGUGAAUCGAUACUGUGUUUUACACGAGGUGAGUCCCGUGUUUGGUAGGAGAACGAACCGGUUUGAGUACAGGGGAGCCUUGUGUCAUAUUCAGGCAGACACAGAGUGCUCUUCAGUGCCGAUUAAACUCCCUGCGUCGGGCAUUUCAGACUGUGUUGUCGGACUGGGUUAUUCCUUCGCCGCCUGAGCCGAACCAAGUGUCACCGAGAGGACGAGGACAUUGGUGCUUAUCUGAGUGUUGCACUCUCCUGGCAAUCGACGGAGCUGGUCUGAAUCCUGCUCCGUUCCUUCACUCUGAGCUGAGAAAUGAGCUGGAAGUUGGGUUGGGAAGUGUGAUGUGUUCACGAAGGCGGGAGCUCGGUUUCUGCAGUCGCCGAGUCCUUCCAAUUUUUGUAAUGCUUUCUAGUUUGACCAUUUGCUGUAUUUGUACCAUUUUGUGUAUAAGUUCUGUAUCUCAAUAAACCGAGGAUCAUUAUACCUCA
Molecule: messenger RNA, 1548 nt
Organism: Pristis pectinata (smalltooth sawfish)
Lineage: Eukaryota; Metazoa; Chordata; Chondrichthyes; Rhinopristiformes; Pristidae
Gene: rnps1
Product: RNA binding protein S1, serine-rich domain
Exons: 7
Coding region: 56-898 (280 amino acids)
Biological process (GO): mRNA splicing, via spliceosome
Cellular component (GO): cytoplasm; nucleoplasm; ASAP complex
Molecular function (GO): RNA binding
Source: RefSeq, a predicted model, not a curated record